UCCCCCGUCCACCUGCUCUCCCCUUCCCCCGCGUGACCCGAGCUGACCCUCCCCUCCCCCUUCCUACCCCCCAGCAGCGGUGGCCGCGGCCACUGCUGUUGUCACCCACCAGCCGCCUGUCCCGCUUGCCCUCAUUGCCGCAGGGCUUGCAGGGCCAGGGACAGGCAGCCACCUUCUGACUGCUGCCACCACCGCCAUGCUGGCCGUUCGCCCACCCCACUGGGGGCCCCACCGCGCCCCAGCCCCCCGUGGGCCCGGUGCCAGCCCUGACCAGGGUCUCAGCGGCGGUGGCAGCCGAGGUGCAGGAUGCGAGAAGGCGCCCCCCGGCCGGGCUCCCGCUCCAAGCCUCACACCCCUGUGGCCCUCUGAGCCCACCAUGGCCGUCCCACCAGGCCAUGGCCCCUUCUCUGGCUUCCCGGGGCCCCAGGAGCACACACAGACAUUGCCUGAUGUGCGGCUGCUGCCUCGGAGGCUGCCGCUGGCCUUCCGGGACGCCACUUCAGCCCCCCUGCGCAAGCUGUCUGUGGAUCUCAUCAAGACCUACAAGUACAUCAAUGAGGUGUACUAUGCGAAGAAGAAGCGGCGGGCCCAGCAGGUGCCACCCCAGGACUCAAGCACCAAGAAGGAGAAGCGGGUCCUGAACCAUGGUUAUGAUGACGACAACCAUGACUACAUUGUGCGCAGUGGGGAGCGCUGGCUGGAACGCUACGAGAUUGACUCUCUGAUUGGCAAAGGCUCCUUUGGCCAGGUAGUGAAAGCCUAUGAUCAUCAGACCCAGGAGCUGGUGGCCAUCAAAAUCAUCAAGAACAAAAAGGCCUUCCUAAACCAGGCGCAGAUUGAACUGCGGCUCCUGGAGCUAAUGAACCAGCAUGACACGGAGAUGAAGUACUACAUAGUGCAUCUGAAGCGGCACUUCAUGUUCCGGAACCACCUGUGCCUGGUGUUCGAGCUGCUGUCCUACAAUCUGUACGACCUCCUGCGAAAUACACACUUCCGGGGCGUCUCGCUCAACCUGACCCGGAAGCUGGCGCAGCAGCUCUGCACGGCUCUGCUCUUCCUGGCCACACCCGAGCUCAGCAUCAUCCACUGCGACCUCAAGCCGGAGAACAUUCUCCUCUGCAACCCCAAGCGCAGUGCCAUCAAGAUCGUGGACUUUGGCAGCUCCUGCCAGCUUGGGCAGCGGAUCUACCAGUACAUCCAGAGCCGCUUCUACCGCUCCCCGGAGGUGCUCCUGGGCACACCCUACGACCUGGCCAUCGACAUGUGGUCCCUGGGCUGCAUCCUGGUGGAGAUGCACACCGGGGAACCCCUCUUCAGUGGCUCCAAUGAGGUGGACCAGAUGGGCCGCAUUGUGGAGGUGCUGGGCAUUCCACCAGCCCCCAUGCUGGAGCAGGCCCCCAAGGCUCGCAAGUACUUUGAGCGGCUGCCUGGGGGUGGCUGGACCCUACGAAGGACAAAGGAACUCAGGAAGGAUUACCAGGGCCCCGGGACACGGCGGCUGCAGGAGGUGCUGGGCGUGCAGACGGGCGGGCCCGGGGGCCGGCGGGCGGGGGAGCCGGGCCACAGCCCCGCCGACUACCUCCGCUUCCAGGACCUGGUGCUGCGCAUGCUGGAGUAUGAGCCUGCCGCCCGCAUCAGCCCAUUGGGCGCCCUGCAGCACGGCUUCUUCCGCCGCACGGCCGACGAGGCCACCAACACAGGCCCGGCAGGCAGCAGUGCCUCCACCUCCCCCGCGCCCCUCGACACCUGCCCCUCCUCUAGCACCGCCAGCUCCAUCUCCAGCUCGGGAGGUUCCAGUGGCUCCUCCAGUGACAACCGGGCCUACCGCUAUAGCAACCGAUAUUGUGGGGGCCCUGGGCCCCCUAUCUCUGACUGUGAGAUGAACAGCCCGCAGGUUCUGCCCUCCCAGCCGCUGCGCCCCUGGGCAGGGGGCGAUGUGCCCCACAAGACACAUCAAGCCCCUACCUCUGCCUCAUCACUGCCGGGGACCGGGGCCCAGUUACCUCCCCAGCCCCGAUGCCUUGGCCGUCCCCCAUCACCAACCUCACCACCACCCCCGGAGCUGAUGGAUGUGAGCCUGGUGGGCGGCCCUCCAGACUCCCCACCUCACCCAGCGCCUGCCCCCCAGCACCUGGCUGCCUCAGCCCUCCGGACUCGGAUGACAGGAGGUCGUCCACCCCUCCCACCCCCUGAUGACCCUGCCUCUCUGGGGCCUCGCCUGGGCCUCCGUGGUGUACCCCAGAGCACAGCAGCCAGCUCAUGACCCCGCCCCCUCCCUGGGGCCCUUCCUGAAGCCAUACCCCCCCCAUCUGGGGGCCCUGGGCUCCCAUCCUCAUCUCUCCCCCUAGACUGGAAUUGCUGCUACCCAGCUGGGGCGGGUGAGGCCUGCACUGAUUGGGGCCCAGGGAAGGGGUCAAGGAGAGGGGUUUGGCCACACCCUCCCCACUAAGGACUGGACCCUUGGCCUCCUCUCCACCUUGUUUUCUAUUUAUUGUACCAAAGACAGUGGUGGUCCGGUGGGGGGGGGGGGGAACAACACUCCUCCUCGCCCCAGGGCCCUAGGAGGGGGUGGGGGCAGGUAGGGGGAGAUGGCCUUGCUCCUCCUCGCUGUACCCCCCAGUAAAGAGCUUUCUCACAUGCCUGCCUGAGCGUUUGCAGGGCCUUGGCUCCCCCUCACCCGCCCUCAGCCAUUGUGGGGAAGGGAGUGUUGGAAGAGCUCUGGUGUGGGUACGUCCCUUCCGGUAAAUUAAGAGUUGGUGCAGGCAUGGGGCUGCAGGAGGGGCUACAGGACCCUGGGCAUGUUCUGGGUAGGGUCCUAGCCCACAUUUGCCUUUUCUAUGACAUACAGACCCCCAAAGGGUGGAGGCCCCCUUAGGCUCACCUGUCUGCGAAACACCAUGUUCUGCCCUCUUAAGCCAGGGCUCGCCGAGGGGUUGCCGGCAGAGGCUGUUUAUGCCGGGCAGAUAUCCAGUGUAGGUGCCGUCGGGAAGCAGGCGUGCGGCGAGCACAGCUUAAGCCCAGCCCACGUCUGGUCCCACUCUGGGAUCGCUGUAGAACGAAGCCUUGAGAUUUUUUCAGGCAAAGAUGCUCCCUGGGUUCCAGGUAAGUAGCCUUGUUUCCAUGGCAAUCUGGGAACUUCCGUCUCUUCUUAGCCAAUCAGGAGCCGCCUGGUUCAAAGAGUACGGUUUCCGCCACUGGGGCGCAGCGCUCCCUGGGAAAUGGAGUUCUAUGCAGUGAUUUCUGUUUGCCUUUCCUUGGGGGAACUACAAAAACCAGAAUCCCCGGCACGCGCUUGGGGGUGGGGCUGUGAGGCAGCC
Perognathus longimembris pacificus (Pacific pocket mouse) is the source of this 3317-nucleotide messenger RNA. It is a transcript of the gene Dyrk1b, whose product is annotated as dual specificity tyrosine phosphorylation regulated kinase 1B. NCBI's taxonomy places the organism in Eukaryota, Metazoa, Chordata, Mammalia, Rodentia, Heteromyidae. The coding region runs from base 197 to 2263 and encodes 688 amino acids. The record is from RefSeq and is a predicted model, not a curated record. The transcript has 11 exons. Gene Ontology annotation, cellular component: nucleus. Gene Ontology annotation, molecular function: transcription coactivator activity; ATP binding; protein serine/threonine kinase activity. Gene Ontology annotation, biological process: peptidyl-threonine phosphorylation; peptidyl-serine phosphorylation; positive regulation of DNA-templated transcription.